AUGAAGGGAGUAGUGAUCGCCUUGCUGGUGGCCCUCGCCAUGGUCCACUUCAUGGCGGAGCCAGCCCGCGCCAUCACCUGCUCAGACGUGAACAAGGCCCUGGCCCCUUGCAUCUCCUACCUCACCGGCGGCGGUGCUCCGACUUCAGCAUGCUGUGACGGCGUCAGGACCCUUAAGUCAUUGUCACCCACCACGAGCGACAGGCAAACGGCCUGCCAGUGUGCCAAGGACGCCGCCAGCCGCAACCCCAACAUUAGGGAGGAUGCCGCCGCUGCCCUCCCCAACAAGUGCGGCGUCCAGACCGACAUUCCCAUCUCCCGAAGCACUGACUGCUCUACUGUCUCUUAAGAUGGAUGGAUGGAAGCCACCAGUACUGGAGAUGAAUAAUGGGAGGAGAAGCUCUAUAUUGCUGCCUCCCUUUAUUUAGUUAGUGUAUUAAUGUAUUAGCUACUAGUUCAGAGGUGGUUCUCUUAGCUGAGUGAGAACCGCUGUAGUCAU
Messenger RNA from Vitis riparia (riverbank grape), 498 nucleotides. Its product is annotated as non-specific lipid-transfer protein 1-like. Gene Ontology annotation, cellular component: membrane. Gene Ontology annotation, molecular function: lipid binding. NCBI's taxonomy places the organism in Eukaryota, Viridiplantae, Streptophyta, Magnoliopsida, Vitales, Vitaceae. The coding region runs from base 1 to 348 and encodes 115 amino acids. The record is from RefSeq and is a predicted model, not a curated record. The transcript is spliced from 2 exons. Gene Ontology annotation, biological process: lipid transport.